AUGGACUACUACAACAACAGCGGCUACGACAACGAUCAGCAGCGGUACGGCGACCACCGCUCUGACCGGCCUCACCACGACCAUCAGCAGCAGCAGCAGCAGCAGCAUUACCACCAUCGGAACCAGGAACAGCACGGCGACUCGAACUACCACGACCCCCACGCUGGGUCACAGUACCAGCACGAUGCAUACGGCCGGCAGCAGCAGCAGUACUCCAACGAAGAGCCAGCGUUCCAUGCUGUGCCCGUCAAGCCGCGACGGCAACCCUCGCAAUUGGUAUCGGCGCACGGCCCCUCGCGGCCGCCAGCGGAAGCGGGCUCCUUUGGUCCUGCGCCCGUUCCACCUGUGCCCACCAACUUGGCCGCUGUGCGGUCUCGUUCAGCCGGUGGUCACAGCAUGUACCCCUCCUCCUCCCGCCAACACCAUCAGCACCAAUCGCAGACGGAUCGCGAAGACGCUCAGCUCCACGCGACACCUCCGCACACACAGCUCCACCGUGACGAACACGUCGUCUCGCCCGAACCUUACCCUCCGCAACGGCCAGCGCAGCCCUGGACCGGCGUAGCUGGCCACUGGGAUCCUUCGGGUGCUGCCUACGAGCCCCAUCAGGCUGCGCCGACGCCCCUCUACGACCCUGUCCCGGGCCCGGGCAUCACGCUUCCCGGUCACUUCAAGGCCGAUUCCGUCUCGACCAGCGUCGAUCUUGGCAACGGCAUGCGCGACGCAGACUCCCUUCGGCAUCGGCAGGACAUGAAUCGCCUCGGAGGCGGCUCCUACCCCUACCAGGGCUACGGGACGCCCAUGAGCUACGGCCACUCGCAGGGCUCAGCUCGCAGCCUCGGCGCCGAGGACGAGAAGAGCGUCUACUCCAAGGCCAGCGUGCCUGCUUCGCUCGGUUACGGCGACCACUCGACCGUCAAUCUCGCGCAGCCCAGCCUGCCCCCGCCCACGUCCUUUUCCUCUGGCUACGGUCCAGGCUACACCGCGCACGGCGGGCCCCAUGGCGACGUUUCCAGUGAUCCCUACCAGACUUCCGGCGGCUUGGGCCAGCCUGGCUUCGUCAUCGCCGCCGCGCCGAGGCAGAACUUCCAGACGAGGGACCCGUCUGCGUGGGCGCAGAACCGCGACAAGAUCAUGCGGAAGCGCACCGUCAAGCGCGUCGAGCUCCAGGACGGCAACCUGGUCAUCGACGUCCCCGUCGCGCCGUCCAUCAGCCAGCAGUCGGGCUCGGACAAUCCCGAGUUCUCGCAGAUGCGCUACCAGGCGGUGACGUGCGACCCCGACGACUUUGUGGCGCAGCGAUACACGCUUCGGCCCUGGCUGUACGGGCGCAAGUGCGAGCUGGCCGUGGUGAUGACGUCGUACAACGAGGACGACGUGCUGUUCGCGCGCACCAUGGGCGGCGUCAUCAAGAACAUCGCCCACCUGUGCCAGCGCAACAAGUCCAAGGUGUGGGGUGCCGAUGCCUGGAAAAAGGUCGUCGUUGUCAUCGUUGCCGACGGCCGCAAGAAGGCCAACGACCGGAUGCUCAAGGCGCUGGGCCUGAUGGGUUGCUUCAACGAGGCCGUCAUGAAGGACCACGUGCUCAAGAAGCCGACCCAGGCGCACGUAUUCGAGUACACGACGCGCGUCCAGGUGACGGACAAAGGCGAGGUGCGGGUGGCGCCGUGCCCGAUCCAGGUCGUCUUCUGCCUCAAGGAGGAGAACAAGAAGAAGCUCAACUCGCACCGCUGGUUCUUCAACAGCUUCUGCAGGCUGCUGCAGCCCAAUGUCUGCGUGCUCCUCGAUGUCGGCACCAAGCCGACGGGCACCUCGAUCUACGAGCUGUGGAAGAGCUUCGACAAGCACGAGCACGUCGGCGGGGCGUGCGGAGAGAUCUGCGUCGACACGGGCCGAGGAUGCUGGAACCUCGUCAACCCACUCGUCGCCAGCCAGAACUUUGAGUACAAGCUGUCCAACGUGCUCGACAAGCCCCUCGAGUCGGUGUUCGGCUUCAUCUCGGUCCUGCCCGGCGCCUUCUCCGCCUACCGCUACAAGGCGCUGCUCGGCCGUCCGCUCGAGACGUACUUCAAGGGCGAGCAGCUGCACGGCGCCGGCGCCGACAGUGGCGUCUUUACGAGCAACAUGUUCCUCGCCGAAGAUCGGAUCCUCUGUUUCGAGCUGGUGACCAAGCAGCGCGAGGCGUGGCUGCUGCGCUACGUCAAGUCGGCCAAGGCGUUCACCGACGUUCCGGACCGCGUGCCCGAGCUCAUCUCGCAGCGCCGGCGGUGGCUCAACGGCUCGCUCUUUGCGUCGUACUACGCGGCGUGGCACUGGUACCGCAUCUACACGUCCGGACAGAGCUUCGGGCGGAAGCUGUGGCUCACGGUGCAGACCGUCUACAACAUGGUGCAGCUCGUCUUCAGCUGGUUCGCCAUCGCCAACUUUUUCCUCGCCUUCUACUUUCUCCUCUCGUCGGCCACGAGCACCGAGGGCAAGGACCCGUUCUACGGCCAGGGCAAGGCGGUGACCGAGAUCUUCACCAACGUGUUUAUCGCCAUGAUCCUCGUGGUGCUCGUCUGCUCGCUGGGCAACCGGCCGCAGGGCUCCAACUUUGCCUACACGUCGGCGAUCCUCAUGUUUGGCGUCAUCAUGGGGCUCGCGCUCUACUGCGCCGGCUACACGACCUACCUCGCGCUCGACUCGGCCGGGCUGACGGCGUCGGCGGGCUGGAACUGGGACCACAUCAAGGUGCUGCUGACCACGCCGGGCUUCCGCGACAUUGUCAUUGCGCUGGCCGCCACCUACGUCCUCUACCUCGUCACGUCGAUCGCGCACCUGGAGCCGUGGCACAUGGUGACGUCGUUUGCCCAGUACAUGUUCCUGAUGCCCACGUACACCAUCAUCUUUGCCAUCUACUCGAUGUGCAACACCAACGACCUGUCGUGGGGCACCAAGGCGCAGACGGGACCGGCGACGGACCUCGGGUCGGCGACGUCGGCCAAGACGGACGGCAAGGAGGUGGUCGAGGUCAAGGUGACGGCGACGUCGCAAGACGCCGAGGACCUGUGGCGCCUCUACCGCGAGACGCUGAGCGUGCCGCUCAAGGAGGUGCACCAGAAGCGCGACAAGGCGACCAAGUGGGAGGACCACGCGCGCAACUUCCGCACCAACAUGGUGCUGCUCUGGAUGGCCACCAACACGGUCGUCAUCCUCGUCUUUACCAGCUCCUGGUGGAACGCCUACGUCCAGAGGCACCUCGGCGGCCGCGGCAAGCAGCCCGUCGUCAACCCGUACCAGAGCGUCAUUUUCUGGAGCACCGCCGGCCUGGCCGCCUUCCGCGCCUUUGGCAGCUUCUUCUACCUCUUCCUCCGACUGUUUGGCCACUGA
Molecule: messenger RNA, 3369 nt
Organism: Pseudozyma flocculosa PF-1
Lineage: Eukaryota; Fungi; Basidiomycota; Ustilaginomycetes; Ustilaginales; Ustilaginaceae
Exons: 3
Coding region: 1-3369 (1122 amino acids)
Cellular component (GO): cell periphery; cell septum
Molecular function (GO): chitin synthase activity
Source: RefSeq, a predicted model, not a curated record